Molecule: messenger RNA, 972 nt
Organism: Brassica napus (rape)
Lineage: Eukaryota; Viridiplantae; Streptophyta; Magnoliopsida; Brassicales; Brassicaceae
Product: photosystem I reaction center subunit VI, chloroplastic-like
Exons: 3
Coding region: 377-814 (145 amino acids)
Biological process (GO): photosynthesis
Cellular component (GO): chloroplast thylakoid membrane; photosystem I reaction center; photosystem I
Source: RefSeq, a predicted model, not a curated record
UAUAUAUCUUCAAAAGUGUUUGUAGAUAUGUCAAAAAAAAAAAACAAUUUGACAUGUCUACGAGGAGAAUAAAUAAUUGGUGGGAUACUUGUUCAAAGAUUAUAGUGAGCAGCAACGGUGGAGGAAAAGUUGCAGUGAUUGACGCCAUUUUGUUCAAAGAAUUGGAUAGCCUUAUCUUCACCUAAUCCACGUGGCAUCUCAUAAUUGGCAUACGAAAUCUCAGACAUGAAAACCAUUCGCCACGUGUCAGAACAAGAUUCAUCCAUGAGUGAAGUAGAUUCUCUACCUAUGCAUAUUACAAACACUCCACUCACUUACUUUGGCAACAUCAAGGACUGAAGGAGAGAAGUCUUUAUUGUUUGUUCGUCUGAGAAACAUGGCGUCUUUAGCAACCAUCGCCGCCGUUCAACCCUCUGCCACCAUCAAAGGACUCGGAGGAAGCUCUCUCGCCGGAUCUAAGCUUUUCAUUAAGCCUUCUCGCCAAAGCUGCAAACCCAAAUCCACAAGAGCUGGUGCCGUGGUGGCUAAAUAUGGAGACAAAAGUGUAUACUUUGAUUUAGAAGAUUUGGGUAACACAACAGGGCAAUGGGAUUUGUAUGGAUCUGAUGCUCCUUCUCCUUACAACCCACUUCAGAGCAAGUUCUUUGAGACAUUUGCUGCUCCUUUCACAAAGAGAGGUUUGCUUCUCAAGUUCUUGAUUCUUGGAGGUGGCUCUUUGCUUACUUAUGUCAGUGCUUCCUCGACGGGCGAUGUUCUUCCUAUUAAACGAGGUCCUCAAGAGAAGCCUAAGCUCGGUCCUCGGGGAAAACUUUAAAUUAGCUUUCUAAAAUCCAUUCAAAAUGUCACAAAAAUUUCUACCCAAUUCUGUGAACCCUUUUUAGUGCUCUAUGUAUAUUGUGCUGUGUUAAUUGCUUUGUAAGACAGUUAAUUAUGAGAAUCAGUUAUGAUGAAUCAAUGAAGAUUGUCUUUCAA